Molecule: messenger RNA, 5028 nt
Organism: Calidris pugnax (ruff)
Lineage: Eukaryota; Metazoa; Chordata; Aves; Charadriiformes; Scolopacidae
Gene: SYT16
Product: synaptotagmin 16
Exons: 10
Coding region: 656-2644 (662 amino acids)
Source: RefSeq, a predicted model, not a curated record
GCACUACUCCUGUGCUUGAAACUCAGGGUUGUGCUUCUCUCUGGCUUGUGUGAACCUUGCAGGUCCCAAGGAUUUAGCGACCGUGUCCCAGGAAGAAAGCUUCGAAAUGUGUUAUUUGUGUGUGAAAAGUCUUCUUGGGAAAUUUCACUGCUGGUUUGACUUGUUGGGCUGCUUUAUGUAGGUGUGAGUAGUUACUCCUGAGGCCUUCGGGUUUUUGUCUGCGUUUGUCUGUCUGGAGUCUUCAUUACCCUCCCUGCGGUCCUCUUCCGCUUCAUCAACAAGAAGCUCUGCUUUGAAAAGAGAGGGGGGCUCCCUUGCCUGGAGCAACACGGGAGAAGAAAACGCUACGAGAGAAGUCCAGAGUUCAUGAGGGCCUUGGACUGUAAUUCUUAGUACACACUGAAGCUGGUAAUUAACUUGUUGGAGGUGUCCGCAGUGCAAGUCAACACCACUGAACAAAAUCAUCCAGCCCAGGUGUUUCAAGAGGUAAAGACUCUCCAGUCACUGAUGUCAUCUGUAAAAAAGCUGCCCGCUAAGCGAGGUCUGUUGACAGCUGUAACCAGAAUAUGUGUGCUUCAGAAAAGCUCCCUGAAUUACAAGUGACAUGCGGGCAAAGCUGAACAACUGAGCAUCAGAUACUGGCAUAGUGUUGAACAUGGCUUCUGAGGCUGCUCAGAAUUUCCUUCAGCCACUGUCUUCUUGGAUGUCUCAAAUAUAUGAAGCUAUCCAACAAGCAGGAGACUCUAUAUCUGCUUCACUGCUGAAUUUGAGUGGAGUGGGUCGUAAGUCAGAAGAAGAGAGGAACCAGGACUUGGAGAAUAAUGGAGGAGUUUAUGAGGAUUAUUUGGAAGAAUCAGAUGAUGAACGUCACCUGGAUCGGUAUUCCGGUGGGGAAUACUUAUACCCUAGAGAAGGCGGUCACAUUGAGGGUCCUGAUCUUGCUUCACAAGACCUCCCUCAUGGCUCUGACCUGGGUCUGCAGAGACAAAAAUGGGUUAAAAAUGCCGGCAGCUUACCAGAGCAGUGUGUUGAAAGCACCAGGUCUUCAGCCACCGAUGGAUCCUACUGGACAAAUGAAGAACUCCAGCCGCUCGACCAGCUCCAGCUCCAGCUUCCUCCCAUUUCUGAGGAAGAAGGUGAGCCCUCAGUGAGGACAGGAGGUCAUGAGCACAACCUCAGCUUGGGUGGCUCCUUAAAACGUAAUAAUGGCAAGGCAAGAUUUGCAGUAAACAGUUACGUGGAGGAUGAAGAACAGACGGCAUCUUCAGGAAGCGAUGGUGAGGUGAUUAAGCAGUUUGAGAUCUCUGUGUCACGCUCACAAAGUCUUCGAUCAGAAGUGUCUGGCAAAGCAAUGCCAACAAGCGUGGAGCGUAGACCCAAAUUCAGCCCUUUGCCCUCCCGCCAUGAAGAGUACAGUGCAGAGGUGUCCGAAUGCAAAGAUCUGGAUGGACUAAGCCAACUGAGUUACCAAGACAACCUAUCCUGUUGUGAAGAUGACCGUGUAUGUGUUGAUUCAAGAAGAACAAUUGAGAGUAGGGGCACGGGGCAGCCUCAAGGGCCCAGCAUGGGCUCCAGCACUGCUGAUGGCUUUAGCCAGCGAGCUACGGAAGGACAUCUGGAAAUGGAGACAGCAGUGAUCAACCAGGGAUUUGAAGUAAACGACGCUACUGACAGCUCAUCGGCCUGGAGCCCUGAGGAACACGAUGAAGUGAGCAGCGUACCAGCUCAUCCUGGUGCUCAUGAGCCCAUCUGUAAAUGUGGUGACCUAGAUGUCAUCUUCAACUAUAAAGCCUCAAGUCAAAAGCUAGUAGUUACUAUCUUGGAGGCCAAGGAUAUCCCAGACAAACACCGCAGUGGUGUGAACACCUGGAAAGUCCACACAGUCCUGAUGCCUAGCAAGAAACAGAGGGGUAAGACAAGUGUUCAGAGAGGACCCAUCCCCAUUUUCAAGGAUAAAAUUACCUUCAGUAAGCUGGAGCCAGAGGAGUUAAGCAGCCACGCCAUUCGUUUCCGCCUCUAUGCAGUGCACAAGAUGAUUGGAGAGAAGAUGAUGGGAGAGCAGUUGUUCUACCUGAGCAACAUCAGCCGGGAAGAGGAAGCGAGGGUGACAUUGGUCUUGGAGCCAAGGAGUAAUUUGAGUAGUGCAGACUCUCAGCUUAGUCUGUCAGCAGUCUCUCACAGCGAUAGCGCUUCUUCAACACAGUCCCUGUCGCAUGGAGGGGUGCCAGAGCUGCUGGUGGGAUUGUCGUACAACGCCACGACGGGGCGGCUCUCGGUGGAGAUGAUCAAAGGCAGUCACUUCCGAAACCUCGCGGUUAACAGGCCACCUGACACCUACGGAAAGCUCUGCUUGCUCAACUCUGUGGGCCAGGAGAUGUCUCGCUGCAAGACCUCCAUUCGGCAAGGACAGCCCAACCCUGUCUACAAGGAGACUUUCAUCUUCCAGGUUGCCCUCUUCCAGCUCUCCGACGUCACCUUAAUGAUCUCCAUAUACAACAGACGCAGCAUGAAGCGCAAGGAGAUGAUCGGCUGGAUUUCUAUGGGUCAGAACAGCAGUGGAGAGGAAGAGCAAAGUCAUUGGCAGGAAAUGAAGGAGUCGAUGGGGACACAGGUCUGCAGGUGGCACAUGCUGCUGGAGUCCUAGUGGACAUGGCAGCUUAGAGGUCCUGGGACUACGGGCUGUCUUCCCUUGCCCUCAGUCAGCAGAAAACAGAUAUUCCAUGGCAGGCACUGUGCUCUGACAGGUCACCUACACUUUCACGUUCACCUUCUCAGUGUCAGCAGUCAUGGGUGUAAGAGGUAGCAAGGCCUGGGCAGCAAGUUUAGUUCCUGUCUUUCCAGGUUGUCUUGCGUUUUCUACAUCCCAGUAUUAACCCUAGGGAGAAGCAAUGGGAAUACCUACAAAAAUCUUUUCCUUGGUCAUUGUCCUGUUCAUUUUGUCAUGGACUUAUCCUUCUAAUGCUGUUUUCUUUGAGGGUAAACUCUCUCUUCCCUCCCUCCCCUUUUUUUGUAUUAAUGAAUGUUGCAAAUAUUCUUGGCACACAGAUAGCUCACAGAAAGGCUAACCUGCAUGCAGGUGACAUUCUCUCCCUCUUAUUAUUGUGUUCCCAAGUCCUAGAAAUAAGCAUUUGAUGCCACUGUAGACUGGAUGAUGCAUUUUUCAGGAAGCAUGGGAAAGCACUCUUGAAUUUUCUGUCAACUUUUAAGUGCCUAGACAUAAUACUACUGUUCUCCUGCACUAACAACUGAUAUUAGGACUAAACACUAGCAGUAUUUUUAAUUAGGCAUCCUGUACACUUGUUAGCCUGCAUUGCCAUGGCUUUGCACGAGAGAUAACUAGAAUCAGUUUUAUAUUGCAAUUGUACAAUGCAUGUUUAAGUGCUUACUUGAAGUUCAUGGCUUCUGUCAUCACGAGUACCAAAAAAAGACCAGAACGAGCUGCACAUCCACCUCUGUGCCUGAAUCGCUCUCUUCUGCAUCAUUUUUCUGCCCGUGUAUUACUUCAAAUGAACCUCAGUUUUAAAAAGCAGAGAGGCGUUUGUGUCAGCGUCACACAGGAAGGCUUUAAGGUCCAUGAUUUCUCUGUGAUUUGGUUAAGCACAGUUUGCUGAGGGCUCUUCUUUGAAUGUGCCACCCUGUAAGAUCUUCUUGGGGUCUGAAAAGCGGACUGGUUUUGGCACGCUGAGCAGUAGAGGAUGCCAGCCCAUGUCGUCUCACCUUCAGGGUGAACUCUCCUGCAGGCACGGAGCAGGAUCCAGAGGAUCCCUCUGGCUCUGCCGAGCUAAUGCCCAAGAAAAAAAAUAUUACAAAUACGCUUCCUGCCUCUUAACUGAAAAGAGUGCAAGGGACGGGCUUGCUGGAUGAGGUGGUGACACUCCUAUGUGGUUACUUUUCAGACUAUAUUGUCAUUUUCCAUUCUAAUCUUUUUUUCCUGUUUCUGUGAGUUGAAGUCAUGGAGACGCUGGUUAAGGGGACACGUCUCAGUCUGCUACCUGACUGUUGAAAGUUCGGUGGUUGUUCGCUGUGUUCAUGCGGCAGCAGAGGAUGUUCAUCCUCUAGCCUAGUGAUGGUACGUAGACAGUAAGGUGCUGAGAUCUUCAAAUACUAUCAGCUGCCCAAUCUCCUGGCAUUUCUCCAUUCCUGCUGACGACGGCAAGACACAGGCAAUGUUUUGCUGGAAAGGUUUGUCUGUGCUGAGUCACUCUGUGUUUUGGUUUUGUCGUUUGCUGAGACCUGGCACCAGACUUUGCCUCCUACUGCACCACAACCGUCUCCUUCCCUCCAAUGGUGCUGUGCGAAUCUUAACUAAUGCAAAUUUUGGCACUUUCGGCUGUUUGACCGAAAUCGAGCCUCGGUGCUGGUUUGCAUCACCCCCAGGCUGGCCGGGCACUGCGGGGCGGUGGCGUGAUGCACGCAGGUUGUCACUUGGGGUGACACACACGGGCUUUGUCUGUCCUUGUGAGGCAGACAGAAUAAUCUAUGUGCGGACAGACAUCCGGUAUGGGUGAGACAAAUUAUCCCGCAGGUCACGGUUUUGUAUAUUCUUAUGGCUUACCUGUCUGAGCAUCACUUUUCUGGUGGGACUGGUGGGUAUCCUAUGCAGGAGGGUUGUCCUCCAUUGCCUAGAUCAGGUGGUGUAAUACCUGCUUUGCACUUCUGGGGCUUGUAUCACAAAGCAUGAUCAAACCCAAAUACAGCUCGGCAAACAAAUACCUUUUUGACUGCACUGUUAAUGCUGAUGUACUACCAAUGCAAGAGAAAAUGAGUGAUUUGAGUGAUUAUCAUUUGAGUGAUAACCAGAAGAAUAGAAAUGUUUUGGUUUUUUUUUUAAUCAUGUAAUUUUCUUCUGGAAAAAAAAAAGGUAGAGGAAACAGCCCAAUUCAAAAGAUGCAUUUGCUGAUUCCAAUUGUUUUCCAAUCUCUGCAUCUUGUUUCCUGAACUGUGGAAGAUGUAUAUACAGGUGUUUGUAAGUAAUUUUAUUAUCUGGGAUAUGUAUGUAUAAUAAACCUGUUGAGAUUCUCUUCAGAA